Molecule: messenger RNA, 456 nt
Organism: Brassica napus (rape)
Lineage: Eukaryota; Viridiplantae; Streptophyta; Magnoliopsida; Brassicales; Brassicaceae
Product: mitochondrial adenine nucleotide transporter ADNT1-like
Exons: 5
Coding region: 1-456 (151 amino acids)
Biological process (GO): transmembrane transport
Source: RefSeq, a predicted model, not a curated record
AUGGCAACAGAGGAUGUGAAGAGGAGCGAAUCGGCAGCAGUAUCAACGAUCGUGAAUCUGGCGGAGGAAGCGAGGGAAGGAGUCAAAGCUCCGGGUUAUGCUGUCCUCAGCAUCUGCAAGUCUCUCUUCGCCGGUGGCGUCGCUGGUGGGGUGUCACGAACUGCAGUUGCACCUCUGGAAAGGAUGAAGAUAUUGCUUCAGGUCCAAAAUCCACAUAACAUAAAGUAUAAUGGGACAGUCCAAGGGUUGAAGUAUAUUUGGAGAACGGAGGGGCUUCGUGGUCUGUUCAAAGGAAACGGCACCAACUGUGCUCGUAUUGUUCCUAAUUCUGCUGUCAAAUUUUUUAGCUAUGAGCAAGCUUCCAAGGGUAUACUGUACAUGUAUCGUCAGCAGACAGGAAAUGAAAAUGCACAACUCACUCCUGUUUUACGGCUUGGAGCUGGUGCAACUGUGUAG